AUGUAUAAUUCUUCCAAUGUAUCAUCAAAUGAAAAUAAGCAAAUUAAAAGUCCCGUUAUAUACAAAAGCAGAGCAAGAAGUCUUAUUCAAAAAAAUGUUGAAAAUCGUUCCAACAUGAAUAUUAAUGAGCAUAAAAAUGGAACAAGUAUCAAGGAUAAAAUUAUAAGAUUAUUUUCAAGCCAACAUGAAAAAAAUGAGAAAGAUAUUCAACAAACCAAACUUAAAUCAAAUGAAAAUACUUGUAAAAAAGAAGAAAAUUAUAAUAGAAUAAAAAACAAUUCAGAUGAUUAUGACCAAACUAUAGAAUGGCAACCAGUUUAUCAUGAAACUUGUAAAAUAAAAUUACCUGUAGAAAAUUAUAAUAAUACAAAAAUAUCAUUGCCUGAAGAUGUUUUAGAUGAUUGGGUUAGUAAUCAGAAUAAAGUUUCUCAAAAAAUGAAUAUUCCCAAAACAUUAAAUAAUAAAUAUGAGAAUAAUAACAGUGUUGAUAAACAAAUGGAUUUAAAUUGUGAUUUUAUUUUUAAUAAAAAUAUAGAAAACAAAUUAUGCACACAAGAUAAUAAUGAACCAUGUUCGAAAUUUAAAUCUUAUUAUAAUUAUUACUUAGUAGAUGAGUACUUAGAAAGUUUGGCAAAAUCACAAAAUAAAAAUUUAGAAGCAACAGGAUUAGAUGAAAAUGGACAAUUAUAUGAUAAUGUAAGUUUACAUAUAAAACCUAUAAUCACAUCAAAGCAACGAUUAGAAAAUGGCGUCCCAUAUGACCCACAAAAUCUAUUGAAUUAA
Messenger RNA from Plasmodium yoelii, 783 nucleotides. Its product is annotated as conserved Plasmodium protein, unknown function. The transcript has a single exon. The record is from RefSeq and is a predicted model, not a curated record. NCBI's taxonomy places the organism in Eukaryota, Apicomplexa, Aconoidasida, Haemosporida, Plasmodiidae. Bases 1 to 783 code for a protein of 260 amino acids.